AUUCCACAAAAAGCCCACCCAUCUCCAAUUCAAAAGGUUCCUUCUCAAUGGCUCAUCACCACCACCACGCCCGCCCCCCUCAGCCUCGCCCCUGCUGCCGGAACGACCAGCUUUCCAGCUACUGCAGCAGUGUGUGCUGUUGUUGUACUUGCUGCGGCUUCACGGGGUCAACAGAGGGAGACCCACUUGUUGAAGCCAUUGCUGCUCAACUGAUUCAAUCUUCUCGGCCUCACCUCUACUCUACCUUCCCCAAAUCCCACAUUUCCCACAACAAUUACCACCCGCAAAGACCAAGCUUCCUGCAAGAACAGCAGCACCAGCAGCAGACCCAUACGCUGCUUUCCUCUCUCCUCCGCCGCAUCGACGCCCUCGAAUCCUCUCUCCUCCAUUUCUCCACUCCUUCCUACUCUCUCCGUGACGCCGCCGCGCGUACCAUUCAGACCCACUUCCGGGCCUUUCUUGUUCGCAGAUCGAGGACUCUCGCCCAUCUCAAAGAGCUCGCGCUCAUCAAGUCCGCUUUCAACUCUCUCAGAUCAUCGCUGUCUCAGAAGACCCAUUUCGAUUUUGAAGCUCUCUCUCACAAAGCCAUGGAUUUGCUUCUCAAGCUCGACUCCAUUCAGGACAGUGAUUCGAUGAUCAGGGAUGGUAAAAGGUCCGUCACCCGAGAAUUGGUUCGGUUCCUAGACUUCAUUGAUGGGGUUUCUGCGAGAAGACAUCAACUUCGAAAUAAACCAAUAAGGAAUAUGAGAACUGCCCAAAACGCUAGCAAAUCUAGGGUUUUGACGGGCAGGGUAGGCUCAAAUUGCCGCGAUUCUGGUGCGGAUCAGCGAGAACUGAUGGAGAAACUGAGGGACAGAGUUGAAAAGAUUCGCGGGUUUUCUAGGGUUUUGGAGAAGGGUGAGGAAGAUGUGGAACUUGAAGGAUUUCAGCAUCUCAGUGAUGAUGAAGAAAACCCUAGUAUUUCUAUUAUUGAAAAGGGUAGAGUUUCAAAAGCUAGAAAUGGGAUUUUGGUGAAAAGGCAUGAGCUUGAACCUAGGGUGAAGAAAAGUGUGAGCUUUGCAGAGAAUGGGAAUUUAUCCAGGGUUUUGGGCAGCACCCAUGAGCCAGUUUCAGGUGAGGAUGGUACGAGCAUGGGUCAAACCGAACUUGUGGAGAAUCUCAGCGGAGAAGUUGAAGAUAUGGGGGGUUUGUCCAGGGAGACCGAGGAUGAUGAUGGUGGAGACAUUGAGAGCGGAGGAUCUUCGCAGACCAGUGAUGAUGAAAGGAACCCUAUAAGGAACCUGGGAACUGAAGAUGGGCACGAAGUUGAGCAUUAUCAGUACCAAGAUGGGAGCUUGGUAUUUUCAGCACCGUUGCCUCUGAAGAUGGAGUCUAGAGCUGAUUUGAUGAAGAGAAAGGGUGUAAAGGUAAUCACAUAAAGAGCCAUCACCUGGUUGGGAUUCAGCCCUAAUUUCUGUGACUGGUGGGUGGAAAUCAGGCCUUUCUCUUUGUAAUUUCCUUGUUUUGUUGUUUUAGAAUUGGUCCAGAGAAAACUACCAUUAAGGAAGGUGGCCAUGAGAGCUUUGUACUUGGGCAUGUUUUCAGGUAGGUUUGUGUGAGUCCAACGACUGGUACAUGUCGAUGAGGAUUUUAUUGUAGAAUGUUGACUGCCAUUGAAUUUUUAUUCCAGAAUGUUAUCCAGAGCAUUUCUGCCAA
Messenger RNA from Vitis riparia (riverbank grape), 1695 nucleotides. RefSeq names its product BAG family molecular chaperone regulator 8, chloroplastic. The record is from RefSeq and is a predicted model, not a curated record. Gene Ontology annotation, biological process: protein folding. Gene Ontology annotation, cellular component: plasmodesma. The transcript is spliced from 2 exons. The coding region runs from base 48 to 1418 and encodes 456 amino acids. NCBI's taxonomy places the organism in Eukaryota, Viridiplantae, Streptophyta, Magnoliopsida, Vitales, Vitaceae.